CUCUCUUGCAUUUUAAAUUUUCGCCCUCAACGGCCCAACCCCUUUCGCUCCUCUAGUGUGUAGGGUUUCCCAGGAAAAACCAAAUCCAAAAAUGUUGAAAACGAUCUGACUUUCCCUUGAAUUCUCGUCGUCGAAAUAAAAUUGAAGUUUGCAAGAACGAAGGGAAAAGAAAGAAAAAGAAAGCGACGAUGAAUUUAACGGAUCCAUCAAUGGCGUUACUGGCGACGAGCGGAGGAGACACCGUUAAGCUCUUCGAUGUGUCGGUGAAGGCCGGCGAUCCCUGCACUUUAAGCUACACUCCGUCUCCUGGUUGCCUCGUCAAUUCUGUCAAGUGGAACCAUACCAAUUUGGUUGUGGCCAGUGCUGGAGACGAUAAGAAGAUCUCAUUGUGGCGUAGGAAUGGGCAGAGCAUGGGGACUAUUCCCGUGGCUGGUACCGACAGUGGAGACAACAUUGAGGAGUCUAUAAUGGCUAUCAGCUUCAGCAAUAAGGUAUCCAGAUACAUAUGUUCUGGUGGAAGUGGUCAUGUUGUAAGAAUAUGGGAUUUACAAAGGAAGCGAUGUAUUAAAUGGUUGAGAGGCCAUACCAAUACAAUAACGGGUGCAAUGUACAACUGCAAGGAUGAACACUUGGCUUCCAUCAGUGUUAGUGGGGAUCUCAUACUUCACAACCUUGCAUCUGGUGCCAGGGCUGCUGAACUCAAGGAUCCCAAUGAACAGGUAUUGAGAGUGCUUGAUUAUUCCCGGAUUAGUCGACACAUUUUGGUGACAGCUGGUGAUGAUGGGACCGUACAUUUAUGGGAUACAACAGGUCGCAAUCCAAAGGUUUCUUGGUUGAAGCAGCACUCAGCACCAACUGCUGGUGUUAGCAUCUCACCAUCCAAUGACAAGAUAAUUGCUAGUGUUGGUCUGGAUAAAAAGUUAUACACUUAUGACUCAGGGUCUAGAAGACCCUCAUCUUGCAUUCCUUAUGAGGCACCUUUCUCAUCAUUGGCAUUUAGAGAGGAUGGUUGGACUCUUGCAGCUGGAACAAGUAAUGGUCGGGUGGUGUUCUAUGAUGUUCGUGGAAAACCACAGCCUUUUGUCGUUCUUCAUGCUUAUGGUGGUUCAGAGGCUGUUACAAGUUUAUGCUGGCAGAGGUCAAAACCUGUUAUUGUAAACGAAAGUAGCUGCACUGCUGAGACUGCUCUUAUAGGAGAUGCUGUUGAAGAUUCAAUCCUUAUGCCUGACCCACUUCCUUCUGUGACUUCAUCCAGCCUUUCUCUGUCUACAGCAGUGUCCAGUUCUCGGACUUCACUCACAGCAACUGGCUCUGGAUUUGCAUCUACUGGGGAGGAAACACCACAUCGAAGCCUUUUGUGGCCAGGUGGAACAUUGUCGAGGUUACAUGCUCCUCAUUCAAAUUAUAACUUCAAGGAUGAUAUGGAGGUGUUUUCCCCUCUUGUGGAUGUUCAGCCAAUAACGCCCUCACUUGACAAGUUGUGGGAUGACCGUGAAGGAACAAAGAAGGAUCAUCUACUUGUAGACAGGAAGCCUUCGUCACUGUUGUUUCCUCCAUCCAGUAGGAGAUUCCCCAUUCCAGAGGGUAGUGGCAACGAUCAUCCAAUAUUCGAUUGGAAAUCCAGCUCAACUUCUAAACAGGAUGACACCCAAUCUUCCUUUACACCGUUGGGUUCAACUCCUACACCAUCUUCGAAAAGCGAAGACCUCUCUAUCACUCCUCCUGAAGCUUGGGGUGGCGAGAAAUUGCCUGAUAAAUAUGCUCACCUACUUCAGCAAGGCACAUUGACAUCUCGUUUGGGAAUGUUGGCUCCUGCUGGUCAGUCAUCAGGGUCAAUGUUUAGUGGAUUACAAGAUCUGUCCUUGUCAUUAAGUCAGACGAGUAUUAGCUCCUUGACAAAUUCAAAUUUCAGUUUUGCAAAUUUACGCACCAGAGAUGUCUCUUCAAAUCAGGAGACCUCAUUGGGAGUUCCAGAACACUUAUCCUCUAGUUCUAUGUCUCCGUCUCUUGGUAACAAAGGCAUCACUGGACAGGCUAACCUUGAUUCCCUAGGGCCAGCAUCUUUGACCCUGCCUCGAAGAUAUUCUACUUAUGCAGAGAGAAUAAGCACUGCAUCCUCCUUUAGCGAUGGGACAUCGCUUUCUGGAGGCUCGCCAAAAUUGAAGAAAACAGGAGCUGAAACCAGGGAAGAACUUUUGAAUAGCUUGUUGGCAAAAUCUGAUACGAUGGUUGCCACAGAAUCAGGAAUUCUUCCGACAGUGAAUGGAGGAAUCUCACAGCCCCAGAAGGCCCUGCAACCAGAUGCACAGCAGGGAUCCUCUUUCACGCUUCAGCUUUUUCAACGCACUCUCGAAGAAACUCUUGAUUCAUUUCAGAAAUCCAUACAUGAAGAUAUGAGGAACCUUCAUAUCGAAAUUCUAAGACAAUUUCAUAUGCAGGAGAUGGAAAUGUCAAGUGUAAUGAGCUCAAUUUUGGAAAACCAAGCUGAGCUAAUGAAAGAAAUCAAGUCGCUGCGGAAAGAAAACCAGCAGCUCCGGCAAUUGCUGUAAGCACUAGUGAAGAUUGCUUUAUUAUUGUGAUUUUUGUUUACCCUUAGUUUUUGGGAGUAUUUGGGGGUUCGUCGGUUUUUUCAUUUUAUAAUUCACACUUCGGCAGUGGCCUUUUCUCUUACCGGUGCUAGGAUUGCUUUUCUCAGCAAUAAUAGUGGAGCAGAGUGUGACCUCACUGAAAAAAGAAAAAAAAAAAUAGUGAAAAAAAUCAAAAGAAAAGAGGGAGAAAAUGCACGCUUUUGGAGGUAGGGGAUUUUGGAACAUGUACAGAGAUAUAUAUUUCAGCUAAUGAAUGAGAGCUUUGACUUGUGUGGCUUUCAUCGAGAAUAUGUGAUAAUGUUAGUAAUCUGUUUUAGUUGUUGCCAUGAAGGUCUUUAUUCUUUUUUGGUGGAAGGCAUGAAGCUUUGAAUUAGA
Messenger RNA from Alnus glutinosa, 2963 nucleotides. Its product is annotated as protein NEDD1. NCBI's taxonomy places the organism in Eukaryota, Viridiplantae, Streptophyta, Magnoliopsida, Fagales, Betulaceae. Gene Ontology annotation, biological process: cell plate assembly; positive regulation of cytokinesis; regulation of phragmoplast microtubule organization. The coding region runs from base 189 to 2549 and encodes 786 amino acids. Gene Ontology annotation, cellular component: kinetochore microtubule. The transcript has 11 exons. Gene Ontology annotation, molecular function: gamma-tubulin complex binding; protein binding. The record is from RefSeq and is a predicted model, not a curated record.